Messenger RNA from Klebsormidium nitens, 1506 nucleotides. The record is from the annotation of a GenBank genome assembly. NCBI's taxonomy places the organism in Eukaryota, Viridiplantae, Streptophyta, Klebsormidiophyceae, Klebsormidiales, Klebsormidiaceae.
CAGAAUUUGCACUUCGAAGUCUUCAGGUCAGAGAAAAGGGGCAAAUUUCCUAGGACGAGUGCUAAGCCCAGGGCGCCCCUUAGUCCCUCUCGUAGCUUGGACAGGUUUUCUCUAUUGCCAUUGGAUGCGUGUAUUGCACACGUUCUCUCCUUCACGCUCGUACGUACUGACACAGCCAUACUAAAUCUGCUGCGAUACAGAAGCAUCGGUGGACAGACGCGUGUACUGUUUGGGAUUUCGAUGUCCACUGCAAAGGAAGGCGGGCCGCCGCCUGCUGAUGGAGAGGACGAGCGCGUUCUUGCCUUGCUCCAGGGUUUAUCGGACAAGCUGGGUGCGGUGGAGCAGGAAAUUCUGACAGACGCAAGCGGAAGGACGACGAGACGCGUGAAGGAUAAGGUGGUUGUCUCGAACAAAGGAGAGGCUCGUAACCUUCAGGAUGAGAUGCAGUCCCUGAGACGCCGCAGGACCGAGAACCCCCGGAAGGGGCCUCGGGGCAAGCUGCGCUUCUGCAUCCAAGCAAGCGUUUUGUUGCUUCUGCUGUUGGGGGGGUACCUGUACCUUCGGAGACAGACUCGGCCGUUUAGCAUCUCGCGGUGGAGGGAGGGGAACGAGUCGUUUCCAGGUCUGCACUGGUUCGAUCGGUCGUCGUUCGAGCAGGGGGGCAAGGGAACAGGCUCGCGCAAGGGGGGGGAUGAGGGGGUUGCCGACGUGUCUGAAAGUGCUUUGCGCGAAGCAAUUGAGGCGGUGAAAGAGGCGGGGAACGGAGAUGCUGCUGAUGGCGCCGUUCAGGUCGGCCUGGCGGACACCGAGGGCGCCGGAAUGGAUGAGCAGCAGAGUCAGCUGCGCAAAAAAGUGAGCGAUGCCAAGUCGUUGCUGAGCGACGAGGCGGGGGCGGCGAAAGAUGCGUUGGAGAGCUCCAAACUAGGAACGGCGAUAAAAGAGAAGGUUGUCCAAUUAGAGCAGGAGGAGGCCGAGGACGUUGACGGAGAAGGGAGCGGCGGUGGUGGGACUGUUGUUGGCGUCGGAGACGGUCGGAAAAUUGGGAGGUGACCUUUGAGGCAGAUGUGUAGGUACGACAAUGUUGGUCAUUUGCUUUUUAGAUACGUGCCGCUCCAAAGAUUUCGGUGAGGCUUGGCUGUCGUUUAUCUUCUUUUAGGGACUCCCUGUUCGUUUGAAGUUUGUGCAACGAUAGAAGAGUGCAACUGUAUCUCACUGGAUGGAGAAUAUAAGCAGGUGAUUGGUCCACGAGAAAGGUUGACCUGCGGCUUCUUGUGGCCUUUGAGGAUUGCUGUGUUGGAAGCAUGUGACUAGUUCAUUCAAAGCAGUGGACCGAGAACCCGUACAUCGAACUUGGAGCUCUUCGAUUUGGAUUCAAGUUGGCCUAGGCAAUGGACUUCCCAGUAUGAUCCUCGAAGCGACCAACUUGAGACGAAACCUGGUUCUAACUAUGAGUGAAUGCCUAGAUUGCACUGAGCCUGCCGCUAGCUUGGUCCAAGUUACUGAUUG